UAACGAGAGUCGUGUUGAAAAAAAUCGUCUAUAGAGUCGUUUAGGAGUUUUUAUUUUUUUUGUUAAAUUGAAUUUUGAAAAUGUCAAAAAUUAUAUUAAUUAGUUUCGUUGCAUUACUUAUUGCAAUUAUUAAAAAUAGUGAAGGGAUGCCAAAUUAUGAAGAAAAUUUUUCAAACGAGUAUAAAAAUUCAACUGAGGAUCCAAAAAAAAUACAUUCAUCAAAAAUACUCGAAGGGAUAAUUAAAUUAACGGCAUAUUUACAAAACUCUAUUGAUUUGAUAAUGGGCGCAUUGGAAUGUAUAAAAAAUUCAAAGGAAUUGACAGCAAAUACAAAUGAAUCUGUAAUUAAUUCUGAUAAAAUGAAAAAUUUAACUGAAAUUAAAAUUUUUAAUGGUAAUGAUCUUAUUGAAGCAACGACGAAUGGAAAUAAAUCUUCAACUAAUUUUGAUGAAUUUGAACAUGAUGACAAAAUAAAAAAUUGUAGUGCAAGAGGAGGAUCAUGCUCGAGUAUCGCAUCUCCUGGAACAUCUGAAGUAUGUUGCCCUAAACAUACUUGCGUACCAAUAUCAUUCGGAUCUGGAGUCUGUGUCUAAUUACUCCACCAUAAUUAAAAUAAUAAAUUCUUCUACUGACUAAACAUAUUUUUCAAAAUAACUUGAAAUAUUAUUUUGUCAAAAUUCCGAGAAACAGUAAAUUUUUUUGUCAAAAUUAAAGUAAAUGUUUAUUUGGCUGAACAACUAGAUUUUUAAUGAAAAAUAAAA
Molecule: messenger RNA, 761 nt
Organism: Microplitis demolitor
Lineage: Eukaryota; Metazoa; Arthropoda; Insecta; Hymenoptera; Braconidae
Exons: 2
Coding region: 81-593 (170 amino acids)
Source: RefSeq, a predicted model, not a curated record